Sorex fumeus (smoky shrew) is the source of this 570-nucleotide messenger RNA. RefSeq names its product nucleotide triphosphate diphosphatase NUDT15-like. The coding region runs from base 1 to 570 and encodes 189 amino acids. The record is from RefSeq and is a predicted model, not a curated record. Gene Ontology annotation, cellular component: cytosol. Gene Ontology annotation, molecular function: 8-oxo-7,8-dihydrodeoxyguanosine triphosphate pyrophosphatase activity. Lineage: Eukaryota; Metazoa; Chordata; Mammalia; Eulipotyphla; Soricidae. Gene Ontology annotation, biological process: dGTP catabolic process. The transcript is spliced from 3 exons.
AUGGCCGGCGCGGGGCCGCAGCGGCCGCGUCCGGGAGUCGGAGUCGGAGUGGUGGUGACCAGCAGCCAGCACCCUCGGUGCGUGCUCCUGGGCAAGCGGAAAGGAUCAUUUGGCGCUGGCAUGUUCCAGCUUCCCGGCGGUCAUUUGGAGUUCGGAGAAAGCUGGGAAGAAUGUGCUCAAAGGGAAACCUGGGAAGAAGCAGCUCUUCACCUGAAAAAUGUUCGCUUUGCUUCUGUUGUGAAUUCUUUUGCUGAGAAAGAGAAUUACCAUUAUGUUACCAUAUUAAUGAAAGGAGGAGUAGACAUGGUUCAUGAUUCAGAACCAAAGAAUGUGGAACCUGAAAAAAAUGAAAAUGACACUGGGGUCAUGGAUGAUCUAGGCUUCCACCUUUUACAACCUUUCCUCAUCCAAAGUUUUAUAUACCACAGACUUGAGACAAAAGAUGACUCUGAUCAAGUACCAGGGCGGCUUGGAUCAAGGGACUUCCAUGGUCGGAAGUGCACACUGCUCAGACAAACGGAAUUGCAGGAACAUUUGGCCAAUGAAGUGAAUCAGUCAAUGGAUCUAUGA